Messenger RNA from Conger conger (European conger), 3141 nucleotides. It is a transcript of the gene lss, whose product is annotated as lanosterol synthase (2,3-oxidosqualene-lanosterol cyclase). Lineage: Eukaryota; Metazoa; Chordata; Actinopteri; Anguilliformes; Congridae. The transcript is spliced from 22 exons. Bases 189 to 2396 code for a protein of 735 amino acids. Gene Ontology annotation, biological process: cholesterol biosynthetic process; triterpenoid biosynthetic process. Gene Ontology annotation, cellular component: lipid droplet. Gene Ontology annotation, molecular function: lanosterol synthase activity. The record is from RefSeq and is a predicted model, not a curated record.
UUUGGCCUUUUGGAAUUGUAGUUUUCUCCAUAAGUGAGAGAACGUUUGAAAAACGCAACGUGUAUGAUCUAAAACUUCAUUUCCCGAUGACGAAGUGAAAAGGGCGGACCGUCGCGUUUCAAGAGGCACAAAUGAAAAGACUCGUUACGUUGUUGUAGUGCAUAGGAAAUAUUUCAUACACGGACUGUAUGAUGACCGAAGGAACGUGUUUGCGGAGACGAGGGGGGCCCUAUAAGACAGAGCCUGCUACAGACCUGCGACGCUGGAGGCUGCAGAAUGUGGAGGGCAGGCAGACCUGGCACUACCUGGAGGAUCAGAACUCUGACAGGGAGCAGUCCAUGCUGGAGGCCCAUUCUCUGGGCAUGGACACGAGUCAGUUUGUGCCGGACAGCCCCCCUGCACACACUGCUCCUGAGGCAGCGCUGAAGGGCAUGGAGUUCUACCACCUCCUACAGGCUGAGGAUGGGCACUGGGCUGGAGAUUAUGGAGGCCCUCUCUUCCUGCUGCCCGGUCUCAUGAUCACCUGUCAUGUUGCCAGCAUACCUCUACCUGAGGCCAGGAAGAAGGAGAUGAUUCGCUACCUGCGCUCAGUGCAGCUUCCAGACGGGGGCUGGGGUCUGCACAUUGAGGACAAGUCUACAGUUUUCGGUACAGCUCUGAACUACACAACGCUAAGGAUUCUGGGAGUCGGGCCUGAUGAUCCAGAUAUGGUGCGAGCCAGAAACAACCUGCACGAAAAAGGGGGCGCUGUUGGCAUCCCUUCCUGGGGUAAAUUCUGGUUGGCCGUGCUUAAUGUGUACAGUUGGGAAGGACUGAACACUCUCCUUCCAGAGAUGUGGUUGUUCCCCACCUGGAUGCCGGCGCACCCCUCUACCCUGUGGUGUCACUGCCGCCAGGUGUACCUGCCCAUGAGUUACUGCUACGCCGUGAGACUCCGUGCUCAGGAGGACCCCAUCGUGCUCAGCCUCAGACAGGAACUCUACAUCCAGGACUACGCCACCAUCGACUGGCCUGCUCAGAGGAACAACGUGGCUGCCUGCGACCUGUACACCCCCCACAGCACGCUGCUGUCCAUCGCUUACGUGAUAUUGAACAUGUACGAGGCUCACCACAGCGCCGCCCUGCGAGAGAGAGCCGUGAAGGAACUGUACGACCACAUCAAGGCCGACGAUCGUUUUACCAAGUGCAUCAGCAUCGGGCCUAUCUCCAAAACCAUUAACAUGCUGGUGCGCUGGCACAAGGAUGGACCAACAUCCCCAGCCUUCCAGGAGCACGUGUCCAGGAUCCCAGACUACCUGUGGCUAGGUCUUGACGGGAUGAAGAUGUCGGGCACCAAUGGGUCCCAGCUCUGGGACACAGCGUUUGCUGUGCAAGCCUUCCUGGAGGCAGGUGCUCAUGACAGUGCCAGGUUUAUAGAGUGCCUUAAAAACGCCCACCAGUUCUUCACCCUCACACAGGUACCAGAUAAUCCACCGGAAUACCAGAAAUACUACAGGCAAAUGAACAAGGGUGCGUUUCCCUUCAGCACGCGGGACUGUGGCUGGAUUGUAGCAGACUGCACGGCGGAGGGGCUGAAGUCUGUGAUGCUGCUGCAGGAGCAGUGUCCCUUCAUCACACAGCACAUUCCCCCAGAGCGUCUGUACGACGCCAUCAACGUGCUACUCAGCAUGAGAAACCCGGACGGUGGAUUCGCCACGUACGAAACCAAGCGAGGGGGGCGUCUGCUGGAGCUGCUUAACCCAUCUGAGGUGUUCGGUGACAUCAUGAUCGAUUACACGUAUGUGGAGUGCACUUCAGCCGUGAUGCAGGCGCUCAAACACUUCCACCAGGGUUUCCCAGAUCACCGGCCGGAGGAGAUCAGGUCCACUCUGAGGGACGGGCUUGAGUAUUGCAGGAAGGUGCAGCGUCCUGAUGGAUCAUGGGAAGGGUCCUGGGGAGUGUGCUUCACCUAUGGGAUAUGGUUUGGACUCGAGGCAUUUGCAUGUAUGGGCCACACCUUCCAGAACGGGACAGCAUGUCAGGAGGUGCAGCGUGCAUGUGCGUUCCUCCUGUCCAAGCAGAUGGAGGACGGGGGCUGGGGGGAGGAUUUUGAGUCCUGUGAGCAGCGGCGCUAUGUGCAGAGCGAGACGCCUCAGAUCCACAACACCUGCUGGGCCCUGCUGGGGCUGAUGGCCGUCAGGUACCCGGAUACCACAGUGAUAGAGAAGGGGAUCCGGGUUCUGAUUGACAGGCAGUUGCCCAAUGGAGACUGGCCCCAGGAGAACAUCUCAGGCGUGUUCAACAAGAGCUGCGCCAUCAGCUACACCUGUUACCGGAACGUCUUCCCCAUCUGGACUCUGGGGCGCUUCACCCACCUGUACCCCUCCAAUCCCCUUGCUGAGAAGGUGGAGCUCUGAGAGGUCAGGGGGUCACUGAAACAGACCUCUGUCAUUGGACAUGUAGAGUUGGGGACAUGUGCAUUUCUGUGUGCCCUUGCCUUGACCCACCCUGAAUGUGUGCGACAGGUUGCGUGUGCUACAGGUGUGUCGGUGCACACCUAACAGUACACCUGAACUCGGCGGGGGCUGACAUAUGAAGCACCUUUUUCAAAGCUUAAUGUCUGCAUGGGCGCCGAGCCAAGUUCUUAUAUCUUUCGUGCUCGAGAGAAUAAACAAUCAGCCCACUGACUGUUAAAAUAAACUGAAAUAAAACACGAGCAGUAGGUUCACUCUUCUUGCAGGUUUAGUGGUGGUGGGCAGGAGGUUAAGCAGCACUGUCUUAGCAGGUGAUGACUCGGCAGACAUGCAUGUUGGGCUGCAGCAGAAAUGCAUGCUGGGAUGCAUUAUAACAGCUGACAUGCUGCUCAGACGUGUCUUUGCCUAUUUCUUCUUUUGUAGAAUUUUUAACGACUGACCAGACACAGCGCAAGUGAUCUAACAUUUUGCUGUAUGUAAAAUAUCCUGGAAUCACUGAUUUGUCAUUCCUACAUUUUAAUUAUGCAAAAUAAAUUGUUUUGUAUGCAUUAUCCUAACCUUUAUUGUUUGUCUAUCACUUACUGUAUGCCCCUUUCAAACGUUAACCCGUUUUGAAUGGAAUCAUUUGUCACAAUGCAUUGUAGAAAUUGAAAGUAUGAUCUGGCUGAUUAAAAGUUCCCUAAAAACA